AUGACGGGCAGGAAACGAAUGGGCUGGCCAUGGCCGCAUCAGGAUCACUGUCUCUGGAGCGGUCUCAACGCAUCCUGCGACCGCCCUGCCCUUCUGCGUCGCGAAGACACGCCUUGCGAUGCCUCCGUCGGCGCCACGGGCUGGCUGCGUGCUUGUCGCCGGGCGUACGUUGAAGGAGUCUCGGUGCUCUACGGGACCAACUCGUUCAUGAUCGAGAGUCGAGACCUGCUCGAUGCGCUCUUGCAACCGAACAGCAGAGGCUGUGUCCUGCCUGCGCGCCAUCUAUCAAUGAUCAGAUCCCUCGAGAUCCGCUCUGAAGUCGUGCUCUUUGGGGAGUAUCGUGUCAAGAGGGCCAUCCCGCGCAAGAUCCCCGACUUUAGCGGCCUCGCAGGAGUGUUUUCGAGCUUGCAGUUCCUAAUACUCUCGUUCCCAGACACUCUCCACAGUAACUCUGGUGUCCGGCGGUCCGCACGCAUACAAGAACUCAUACAGGUCAUGUUGGAACCGAUCGCACGUGCAUCGGCACCGCUUGCACCACAGCAGCGGCAUUCUGUCGUCGUGGAGGUCCCAGAGAACGUCAUGGAUGAUCUCCUCAGCAGUGGCGAGUUCGACAAAGAGAACCUGGAUCCUUUGGAAUAUCGGAAAUCGAAAGCAAUGCCUUCUAUCCAGACCAUUCUCGCCUCCGCUGUCGUGGGCCUGGCCGCUUCCGCCACCGCCCAGCGCGCACCUCCCACUACGACCAUGCCCAACAUCUACCGCGGCUGCAACUGGUACUAUGUAGCCACCGCCGGUGACACGUGCGAGACGGCCUGGAACGCGGGACAAAUCUCGGCCGACCAGUUCUACGCCUGGAACCCGGAUGUCUCGCGCGACUGCAGACAGAACUUCUGGGUCGGCUACUCGUACUGCGUGGGAGUCUAG
This is a messenger RNA of Microdochium trichocladiopsis, 921 nucleotides long. RefSeq lists its product as uncharacterized. Bases 1 to 921 code for a protein of 306 amino acids. Lineage: Eukaryota; Fungi; Ascomycota; Sordariomycetes; Xylariales; Microdochiaceae. The record is from RefSeq and is a predicted model, not a curated record. The transcript is spliced from 2 exons.